CCGAGGGCGGAAGUGAGAAAGUUGCCGGCGUCCCGCGGAGAGCCGGCGGAGCGUUGCGCGCGACGCGGCGAUGGGGGGCUCGGGCAGCCGCUUGUCCAAGGAGUUGCUGGCCGAGUACCAGGACUUGACGUUCCUGACCAAGCAGGAGAUCCUCCUAGCUCACCGGCGGUUCUGUGAGCUGCUCCCGCAGGAACAACGGAGCGUGGAGGAGUCGCUGCGGGUGCGAGUGUCCUUUGAGCAAAUCCUCAGCCUUCCCGAGCUCAAGGCCAACCCCUUCAAGGAGAGAAUCUGCAGGGUCUUCUCCACAUCCCCAGACAGGGAUAGCCUGAGCUUCGAGGACUUCCUGGACCUGCUCAGCGUGUUCAGUGACACAGCAACCCCAGACAUCAAAUCCCAUUAUGCCUUCCGCAUCUUUGACUUUGAUGAUGACGGAACCUUGGACAGGGAAGACCUGAGUCGCCUGGUGAACUGCCUCACAGGCGAGGGUGAGGACACACGCCUCAGCGCCUCCGAGAUGAAACAGCUGAUCGACAACAUCCUGGAGGAAUCCGAUAUUGAUCGGGACGGGACCAUCAACCUGUCUGAGUUCCAGCACGUCAUCUCGCGUUCUCCGGACUUUGCCAGCUCCUUCAAGAUUGUCCUGUGACAGCAGCCAAAGCACCCAGCACCCUGUCCAAGCACUCUUCUGUGGUGGAGCUGCAGCCCCAGGGACACCUGUGGUGCCAGGGCCGGCCACGCUGGCCCAGCUGGAGCUGGCACUAGCAGUCUGGGCCCAAGCAGGGGAGUGCCCUCCUUGUCAGGGCCCUUCCCCUUCUCACUGCCAUUGUCGAUCGCUCUGUUUCUACUAAUCAGUAAUAAAGGUUUAGAGGUUUUGA
Molecule: messenger RNA, 875 nt
Organism: Ochotona curzoniae (black-lipped pika)
Lineage: Eukaryota; Metazoa; Chordata; Mammalia; Lagomorpha; Ochotonidae
Gene: CIB1
Product: calcium and integrin binding 1
Exons: 7
Coding region: 71-646 (191 amino acids)
Molecular function (GO): calcium ion binding
Source: RefSeq, a predicted model, not a curated record